AGCCCUAAAUUAGCCUGUUACCAGAAAAAGUUUUUGGAAACAGAAAACCAAAAUCCAAAUACAAUUCAACAACGGCGUCAGCGUGGUUGCCCUAGUCGGCGAAAUCCCACGCGCUUUCCCUCUCUUCGUCGUAUAUAAGCUGCUUGCACUUCUUUUUCUGCACGCAGUCUGUAGCACGCAAAGGCGAUAAAGAGAGAGAAAGGGUGUUAGGGUUUUUCUUCGACUUUACCGAAGGAAAUUGGCAGUUUAAUCUGCUGAAUCUGUGGCUUUUUAAAGUGGAGGUUGCUAAGUUUGAAGAUUUUAUGUCUGAACAAGCUUCUCAUUUUUUGUUGUCAAUUGGGCUGCUUGGAGAGUACUGUCCUACGUCAAGAAAAAAGAACAUACAUUCUUUUGAUAAAGUUGGCUGCAUGCAUCUUGGGCAAUUUCAGGACAAAUGCUGUCAGACUUGUAAGUUUAUGUGUUCUGCAGUUUCAAGGAACCUGUUCAGUGUGGAAGAAGGUUUUCUGACUACUGAAGAUUAUUCUCCUGUUGCCUGCUUUUUCACCUUCUGAUUGAUCCCAUUUAGUACACAUUGUACACUGCAGAAAUGGCAUUGCAAAAUAUUGGUGCUAGUAACAGGGAUGAUGCCUUCUACAGGUAUAAGAUGCCCAAAAUGAUAACCAAGAUUGAAGGCCGAGGAAAUGGCAUCAAGACUAAUGUGGUGAACAUGGUUGAAAUUGCAAAAGCAUUGGCUAGACCUGCUUCCUAUACCACAAAGUAUUUUGGUUGUGAGCUUGGAGCCCAAUCUAAAUUUGAUGGGAAGACUGGAACUGCCCUUGUUAAUGGAGCCCACGAAACUGCCAAACUUGCUGGACUUCUAGAAAUUUUUAUUAAGAAAUAUGUUCAGUGUUAUGGUUGUGGGAAUCCGGAAACUGAGAUUCUUAUUUCUAAGACGCAGAUGGUCACUCUUAAAUGUGCGGCUUGUGGAUUUGUCUCAGAUGUUGAUAUGAGGGACAAGCUUACAACAUUUAUAAUCAAGAACCCUCCUGAGCAGAAGAAGAAUUCAAAAGACAAGAAAGCAAUGAGGAGGGCAGAGAAGGAGAGGAUGAAGGAAGGGGAGGCAGCUGAUGAGGAGCUGAAAAGGCUUAAAAAGGAGGCAGCAAAGAAGAAGGGCACGUCUGCUGGUUCCAAGGAUGUAUUGUCCAAAAGCAAACCAAUCAAGAAGAAGAACAAUGUCUCUGAUGAGGAUCACUCUCCAGCUGGUAGCCAGGCAGAUGAGAAUGAAUCCGUGGGAGCCGAGGAUGAUGCUAGUAAUGUUCAGUGGCAAACUGAUACUUCUUUGGAGGCAGCUAGGCAACGUAUCCAGGACCAGCUAACUUCUGUUACGGCUGGGAUGGUUAUGCUUUCUGCUGGUGAAGAGAAGCCCAAGUCAGGGAAGAAUUCUCCAGAAUGCAAUGGGAAGACUGAAGUCAAUAAACAUCAGAAUGGGUCAAAGUUGACUGAUCCCCAGUAUAGACUUGUUGCUGAGAUUAAGGAAUUCCUAAAGAAUGGUUCAUCUGCAGGCAAGCUUAAAUCCUUUUUGGCCACAUUAUCUGGCACUUCUCAGGAGGUCAUGAAUGUGCUGAUUGAAGCUCUGUUUGAGGGUGUGCAGAAGGGGUUGGCCAAGGUGGCGGCCAAGAAGAAAAAUUACCUCAUGGCAGCUGUUCAAGAGGAGGGGUCCCAGAUGAUUUUGCUGCGUGCUAUUGAAUGUUUCUUUGUGAAGUCUAGCUCCGAGGGGGUGAAGGAAGCUGCCUUGGUUCUGAAAGUUCUUUAUGACUGUGAUGUCUUGGAGGAAAUGUUUAUAUUGGUGUGGUAUCAGCAGGGGUCGACAGGAGAGAAUAAAAAUUCUCAGAUUUGGAAGAAUGUCAAGCCCUUCAUCGACUGGCUGCAGAGUGCAGAGUCGGAAUCUGAAGAAGAGUGAUUUGGAUAUAACUGAUGCAGCUGCUGUUUCUGUCACUACCGCCACUGCUACUAUCUGUAUGCUGUUAGUAUUGCUUCUGCCAUUAUGCAAUAACAAUGCCCUUGUAUCGUGCUAAAUAAUGCCCAUGCUUCGUUGCAGGUUGGCUGCUAUAUUUACUAGUUUCUGAAGACAGGUGGAUGGUUAGGGUAGCUUUCUCAAAUUUUUUUUUUUUUUGUUGCACGAUGUGCUUUCGUUUAUCGCUGUCUUUUUUUUUUUUUUUUUGCAUUUUCCCUCCCCAUCAUGGCGUGUUUGGUUCGGGACAAGCUUUAUGUUGCUGCUUAAUGCUCUCUUUGUUACUCUUGUGUUUUGGUCGUCAUGGUUAAUUUGGUUCACUAUUUGUAGUGGGUUUUAUCCUCUCCCAUGGUUUGUAAACGAAAAAAGAUGAGUGAAUGUAUGACUUGGUUUAAUGGAA
Messenger RNA from Malania oleifera, 2390 nucleotides. RefSeq names its product eukaryotic translation initiation factor 5-like. Bases 587 to 1939 code for a protein of 450 amino acids. The transcript is spliced from 2 exons. Gene Ontology annotation, cellular component: cytosol. NCBI's taxonomy places the organism in Eukaryota, Viridiplantae, Streptophyta, Magnoliopsida, Santalales, Ximeniaceae. Gene Ontology annotation, biological process: formation of cytoplasmic translation initiation complex; formation of translation preinitiation complex; translational initiation. Gene Ontology annotation, molecular function: eukaryotic initiation factor eIF2 binding; translation initiation factor activity; GDP-dissociation inhibitor activity. The record is from RefSeq and is a predicted model, not a curated record.